Molecule: messenger RNA, 2573 nt
Organism: Baudoinia panamericana UAMH 10762
Lineage: Eukaryota; Fungi; Ascomycota; Dothideomycetes; Mycosphaerellales; Teratosphaeriaceae
Exons: 2
Coding region: 387-2573 (728 amino acids)
Biological process (GO): transmembrane transport
Molecular function (GO): transmembrane transporter activity
Source: RefSeq, a predicted model, not a curated record
AAAUGACCAAAUGACCCAACAUCGACUCGUGUCACGAAACAUCAGGCAUUGUUGUGGAGAAGAAUGAAUAGGUUCCGCGCUUCGCGUUGCUCGAGGGGUGAAUGCACCAUUGGCCGAAUGUCCGUUUCGGGCUUUGCUGAACCCGAUCUCUUGCAUGCGAUGACCCUCUGGAAGCUCAUCCAGAUCGGAGGCGUUCACCAAGUAUCACACUGCUACACUCCCUAGCCAUUCUCCCGCCUACAUCAAAGUACUGUAGGCGACUAAACGUUCCCCAUAUAUACCCGCGUCCCCUUGUUUGGCGCACUCGGCGGAUUUUCGUGAAGAUCGUCGCGUGUUUUAGGUUACGCCAUCUGUCGAACACUCCGGUCAGGGUCCCAAACGCAGACAUGUCGACCACACCGAGCGAGCAUGGCGAGGGCUUGCAGAAGGGCGCCAUCGACCACGAUCUCUUCACAGACGGUGUUGUCGAUGCCGACGAGCCAGCUGCUGCAGCCGGCCCUGGCGCGACCACCACUACAGCAAUGCCUGAGAAUGUUACCACCACCGAAGGUUUGACACAGCAUCAGUAUCAGCAUCAGCAUGAAUAUCCGCAAGAGCCUGCUUUACAGCACAACCAGUCGCAAUCAAGUGAUGUAAGCUUAGACACUGCGGUGGAAAAAGAUGAGCCUCUUGUACAGGACGAGGAGGGCCAAGUGCACGAUGAAGAGAAGGGCGCACCGCCGCACGCAGGCGGUCCACCAGGCGAGCCUACAGUGCAGAGAUCCAAGGGCAAGAUUGCCGUUAUCAUGCUGGCGUUGAUGCUGGCUGUCUUCCUCGCGGCUCUAGACGUCACCAUUGUCACUACCGCUCUACCAACCAUCAGCGAGCAUUUCCACUCCACGGCAGGCUACACCUGGAUCGGUUCUGCUUUCCUGCUCGCCAACGCCGCCUCCAUCCCGUCGUGGGGCAAGAUCUCCGACAUCUUCGGCCGCAAACCCAUGCUUAUAGUGGCCAAUGUUAUCUUCUUGAUUGGAUCUCUCAUCGCUGCAUUGUCCAUCAAUAUUGGAAUGCUCAUUACUGCACGUGCGAUACAGGGUAUCGGUGGCGGUGGGCUGAUCAUUCUGGUCAACAUCACCAUUGGCGACCUCUUCUCCCUGCGCAGUCGUGGUGCUUUCUACGGCCUCAUUGGUGCCGUUUGGGCUAUCGCCUCUGCUAUCGGACCAGUGAUUGGCGGCGCGUUCACAGAAAAGGUCAGCUGGAGAUGGUGCUUCUACAUCAACCUGCCGCUUGAUGGCCUUGCGUUGAUCAUUUUGUUCUUCUUCUUGGAUCUCAAGACACCUCGGACACCAAUUAUGGAAGGACUGAAGGCUAUCGAUUGGAUUGGCUCGCUCACGAUCGUCGGCGGUACUUUGAUGUUCCUGUUUGGCUUACAGUAUGGUGGUGUGGUGGCUCCCUGGGAUUCAGCAAAGGUCCUCUGUCUCAUCAUCUUCGGCAUCGUCACUUUCGUCAUCUUCGCAUUCUGGGAGACCAAGUACGCAAAGUAUCCUGUCAUGCCAAUGAGACUGUUCAACAAGCUCACCAACGUUGCAACGCUGCUGGUCGUCUUUUUCCACGGCUACGUCUUCAUUGCCGGAUCUUACUACCUUCCACUUUACUUUCAAGCCAUCCGCGGCGCGACGCCCAUUCUCUCUGGUGUCUACCUUCUACCGACUGCGCUCUCCCUCGCCUUCACCAGUAUCGGAACGGGUGUCUUCAUCAAGAAGACUGGCUAUUUCCUGCCGCCAAUGUACUUCGGCAUGUUCAUGAUGGCGAUCGGUUACGGCCUCCUCAUCAACCUGUCGGCAACGAGCGGCUGGGCAAAGAUCAUCAUUUUCCAGAUUAUUGCCGGUCUUGGUAUCGGACCGCUCUUCCAGUCACCCAUCAUUGCAUUGCAAGCUCACAUCAACCCGAAAGACAUUGGUACUGCAACCGCCACUCUCGGCUUCGUCCGCCAGCUGGCGACCAGUAGUAGUGUCGUCAUUGGUGAAGUUGUCUUCCAGAAUCAGAUGAGGAAGAAGUCCGGUCAACUUACUCAGCUUCUGGGCCCGCAGCUCGCGCAGGCACUUGGAGGCGGUAACGCGGGCGCAAACGUCGGGAUUAUCAACACCCUUCCGCAGAACGAGAAGAGCGUGGUACGCCAGUACUUUGCGCAGUCACUGUCCACCAUGUGGAUCAUGUACUGCGUCUUUGCUGCCGUUGGACUCGCCUGCACCUUCUUCAUCCGCCGGAAAGUUCUGACCGCGCAACACGUGGAGACGAAGACCGGUAUCGAAGCGGAGAAGGAGCACGCGGCGGAAGUCAAGGCGGAGGCGGAGGCUAAGCGCGAGAGCAAGCGCAUGUCGAGGGCUUCCAAGGCCACAGGAAGCCGACCAAGCAGCCGAGCACACAGUGCGGCGCCUAGUACGCGCCCGACGACAGGGACGGGCAUGAGCGAGGCCGCGACAGAGGUGCCGCCUAUGCCGACCAUGUCGACGGAGCACUUCCAACAAUAUGCUUCGAAAGAGCAUGCGAGGAAUCAUGCGUUAUCGAAAUUGGAGUCGGCAGAUGCUGCAUGA